This is a messenger RNA of Lotus japonicus, 1932 nucleotides long. RefSeq names its product phospholipase A1-Ibeta2, chloroplastic-like. Bases 130 to 1755 code for a protein of 541 amino acids. Gene Ontology annotation, molecular function: glycerophospholipase activity. Gene Ontology annotation, biological process: lipid metabolic process. The transcript has a single exon. The record is from RefSeq and is a predicted model, not a curated record. NCBI's taxonomy places the organism in Eukaryota, Viridiplantae, Streptophyta, Magnoliopsida, Fabales, Fabaceae.
UUCAUAUCAGUUUUGUUUCAGGUGGAAGCACCACAUUAAAAUCAGAACACACCUACUCUCUAGUGUUCAUCAUAAUAUUAAAAUCAACCACACUAAUCUUCUUGUUUCUUAAAUCACAAUUCAUCAAAGAUGAUGCAGAUCAGUUCCACAAUCCCAGCACACAACCUCCACAUGUUCCAAUCAAGACGCUCCAGCUUCACUUGCCGAUCCUCACCCUUGAACCCAGCACCAACAACAACCUCUUCUUCUAUCAAAUCCAUUACCUCCACUGCUGAAAACACCCAGUUACACCUCGCCAACCUCGACAAACUUCUCCAGAAACAAUCACAACCACAAUCAUCCACUCAAAUGGAUCAGCAACAGCAACAAAUCCAUAUCAACGAAGCUAAAACAGCAACCACAACAGUAGAAAGGAAAGGGAAGAAUAUUCUGGAAGGUCUCAAUUUAGCCACGCUGUGGUCGGAUGUGAAGGCAACCGAGGAAAUGUCGCCGCGCCACCUCAACCGUCUCCAGCGCCUACUCUCCAUGACGGCGGAGUACUCCCCGCGCAACGCUUUGGGUAGCCGCUGGAGGGACUACCACGGUGCCAAUGAUUGGAAAGGGAUGCUAGACCCACUUGACGAGAAUCUCCGCAGGGAGGUAGUGCGCUAUGGCGAGUUUGUCCAGGCUGCCUACCACUGCUUCCACUCUAAUCCCGCCACAUCACCGGAAGACUCUCCACUUCACCGCCACGUGGUGCUCUCCGAUCGGUCAUACAAGGUCACCAAGAGCUUGUAUGCUACGUCAUCGGUUGGGCUACCCGGGUGGGUUGACGACGCCGCUCCAGAUCUCGGGUGGAUGACGCAACGGUCGAGUUGGAUCGGGUAUGUAGCCGUGUGCGAUGACAAGAGGGAGAUUUCACGCCUUGGGAGGAGGGAUAUUGUCAUCUCUCUUCGUGGAACUGCCACAUGUCUUGAAUGGGCCGAGAACAUGAGGGCCCAACUAAUUGACAUGGAGCCCGAGGAAGCCACGAAACCACAAGGAAAAGCAAAGCCUAAAGUAGAGUGCGGGUUCUUGAGCUUGUAUAAAACACGUGGCGCUCACGUGUCGAGCCUUGCAGAGUCUGUUAUUGAAGAGGUGAAACGGUUAAUGGAAGUUUACGCGGGUGAGACAUUAAGCAUAACUGUCACAGGACACAGCCUGGGCGCGGCGCUAGCGUUGUUGGUGGCUGAUGACAUCAGCACUUGCGCCCCAGAAGUGCCGCCAGUGGCUGUUUUUUCAUACGGUGGACCCAAGGUAGGCAACAAGGCCUACUGUGACAAAUUAACGGCUCAAAACGUAAAAGUGUUGCGGAUAGUGAACUCACAAGACGUGAUAACUAGAGUCCCGGGCAUGUUUGUGAGUGAGGAGGUUGAGCAGAAAUUAAGGAGCUCAAAGAUUGGUGGAGUACUUGACAUGUUGGAUGAGCACACACCACUCGGCUACUCCCACGUGGGAGAGGAGCUACGUGUCGACACGAAGAUGUCACCGUACCUUAAGUCAAAUGCUGACAUGGCAUGUUGUCAUGACUUGGAAGCUUAUCUUCACUUGGUGGAUGGGUUUUUGGCUUCCAAUUGUCCUUUUAGAGCCAAUGCUAAGAGAAGCUUGGCGAGAUUAGUGCAGGAUCAAGGUGCUAAUGUGAAGAAAUUGUAUACUAGCAAGGCUAAGGCUUUAAGCGUGAAUCUUGAAAGACGAGGAUCAUUGUCCAUGCCUAGUUGUUUACCUAGUCCAUCUUAAGUGAUUGAGACUCAUAGGUGAAUACAAACAAUAUGUUUGUUUUUCUCCGUUUGUAAUUAUUAACACAAACGUGAUUUCACAUGUUUCAUGUAUAAAUGAGAAACUAGGAUUGUUAUUUUUUGUGGUGUUGAGGUUAAUACGAUCAAAUUUGAAUAUAUUCACUUACUUAUUUCUACA